Molecule: messenger RNA, 1388 nt
Organism: Quercus robur (English oak)
Lineage: Eukaryota; Viridiplantae; Streptophyta; Magnoliopsida; Fagales; Fagaceae
Exons: 2
Coding region: 95-1177 (360 amino acids)
Cellular component (GO): nucleosome
Molecular function (GO): protein heterodimerization activity; DNA binding; structural constituent of chromatin
Source: RefSeq, a predicted model, not a curated record
AACCCUUUCUCUUCACAUCACAACAAUCAAACUCACUUUCUCUUCACUUUUCCCUCAUUUUCCCACCAACCAAACAGAUCUUUCUCUUUUCCAAAUGGCUCGUACCAAGCAAACCGCUCGUAAGUCCACCGGAGGCAAGGCGCCAAGGAAGCAGCUGGCAACAAAGGCUGCCAGGAAGUCAGCUCCGGCGACCGGAGGAGUGAAGAAGCCACACAGGUUCAGGCCAGGAACCGUGGCUCUGAGGGAGAUCAGGAAGUACCAGAAGAGCACGGAGCUUCUCAUCCGAAAGCUCCCGUUCCAGAGGCUGGUGAGAGAGAUCGCUCAGGACUUCAAGACCGACCUCCGAUUCCAGAGCAGCGCCGUCGCGGCUCUUCAAGAAGCCGCCGAGGCUUACUUGGUCGGACUCUUCGAGGACACCAACCUGUGCGCCAUUCACGCCAAGAGAGUCACCAUUAUGCCUAAGGAUAUCCAGCUCGCUAGGAGGAUCAGAGGCGAGAGAGCCUGCCACGGAUUACAAUCCGCGUCACUUACUUCCAAACAAUCCUCACCGUACAUUACUCCCCCUAAUCAACGCUCCAAAUUCACUCUCUCUCAAACUUUCAAUAACCCCCCAAAAAUUUCACAAUCUCCCGCUUCUCCAUUUUCCCCAAAAACCACACUACAAAUACUCCAAACCCUUUCUCUUCACAUCACAACAAACAAACUCACUUUCUCUUCACUUUUUCCUCAUUUUCUCACCAACCAAACAGAUCUUACCUUUCUCCAAAUGGCUCGUACCAAGCAGACAGCUCGUAAGUCCACCGGAGGCAAGGCGCCAAGGAAACAACUCGCAACAAAGGCCGCUCGUAAGUCAGCUCCGGCGACCGGAGGAGUGAAAAAGCCACACAGGUUCAGGCCAGGAACGGUGGCUCUGAGAGAGAUAAGGAAGUACCAGAAGAGCACGGAGCUUCUGAUCCGAAAGCUCCCGUUCCAGAGGCUGGUGAGAGAGAUCGCUCAGGACUUCAAGACCGACCUCCGAUUCCAGAGCAGCGCCGUCUCGGCUCUACAAGAAGCCGCCGAGGCUUACUUGGUUGGGCUUUUCGAGGACACCAAUCUGUGCGCCAUUCACGCCAAGAGAGUCACCAUCAUGCCUAAGGAUAUUCAGCUCGCUCGGAGGAUCAGAGGCGAGAGGGCUUAAGAUGAGAUAGGCGACAGGGUUAGAUGUGGAAAAAAAACUACUACUUGUCGUUUUUUUUUUAUUAGGCGGUUGUGUGGUUUGUGAUGAUGUGAAUCUGUUUUGGGAAAAACAAUGUAAUGGUUUUUAAUAUUUGAAUUUAGUAUUAAAAAAAAAAAAAAUUGAAAGUUUCGUGUGUUUGACGAAAUGUUUAAAAGAUUGUUUUUAUCGUGAA